Protopolystoma xenopodis is the source of this 1155-nucleotide messenger RNA. The record is from the annotation of a GenBank genome assembly. NCBI's taxonomy places the organism in Eukaryota, Metazoa, Platyhelminthes, Monogenea, Polystomatidea, Polystomatidae.
UGGCUUAAUUUGUGUAUUGCACUUUUUCAGCUCGGUCGCAUUUAUCUUGAUAUGUUGAACAUUUAUAAAAUCAUGUCGGAGAAUAUCAAUAGGGCAAUUGAAGCGAAUGGUGAUCAGGUGGUCAAGCAGCCGAUAAUUCGCAGCAUGCGUGCUGUGAAGAAGGCGAUCCUAAAUCUUCUUUCUUGUUGGAUAGAGAGAACAACAGAUCCGUUUUUGGUUGCCGAAAAUUUCGUUCCUCCUCUUCUUGACGCUGUUGCCAACGUUUAUCAAAGGAGUCUACCAGUGGCUCGGGAACCUGAGGUCCUACAAACUAUGGCGACUCUUGUAAAUCGCCUCGAAGAACAUUCACUUCUCUCUCUUCCAAAGAUUCUCGAUGCGGUGUUUCAAUGCACGUUGGAAAUGAUAAAUAAGGAUCUUGAAGAAUUUCCUGAACACCGAACUAACUUUUUCACCUUAUUACAAGCAGUAAAUGCUCGCUGCUUCUCUGCUCUUCUUGGUUUGGCAACAGACAAAUUCAAGCUGAUUCUGGAUAGUAUAAUUUGGGCUAUGAAGCAUACAAUGCGUCAGGUUUCUGAAACUGGUCUGAAUAUACUCCAGCGAAUGCUCGUAAACAUGUCGAACGCUGAAGGCGAGAAGCAUCAAAUUUUCUUCAGGAACUUCUUCAUGGACAUUAUGCAGCAUAUGUUUGCUAUAAUCACAGAUCGUUCCCAAACUGCUAAUCUAAUGCAGCAAUCAUCCGUUUUGGCAUAUAUGUUUAAAAUAGUCGAAAAUGAAAUAAUCACAGUACCUCUCAAUCCUGAUGAGCCAUAUAUGCUGGAGGACGGCAGGCUUGUUGCUGUUUCCUCUGAGGUGAAUAUCCGUUACGUCCACAGCAGCCUACAGAACCUCUUAAAAUUGGCGUUUCCCCAUCUUCAGGACCCUCAGAUUCGCAUUUUUAUUGAUGGACUUUUCUCCUUCGAUCAAGAUGUUACAGGAUUUCGGGAACAUAUUCGCGAUUUCCUUGUUCAAAUCCGAGAGAUGGCUGGCGAGGACCUAUCGAAUCUCUAUCUCGAAGAGCGUGAAGCUGAGAUCGCUCGAGUUCAACGUGAGAAACUGCAACGCCAAGCAAACGUUCCAGGUCUUCUUGGACCUCAUGAGAUGGAAAUGUUUGACUAA